This is a messenger RNA of Meloidogyne enterolobii, 1058 nucleotides long. The record is from the annotation of a GenBank genome assembly. NCBI's taxonomy places the organism in Eukaryota, Metazoa, Nematoda, Chromadorea, Rhabditida, Meloidogynidae.
AUGCUUGUUUUGUUCAUUUUAUCCAAACAAUACUUCAAUCUAACCAAACAACUCACACAUAUUUGUUUUUCUUCCAGCUUCCUUCAAAGGCUCGUCGACAUGAAGUUUCGUCAGGAAGUGUAUGGUAAAGAAGAUCAAGAAGACUCGAACCUUCGCCCGGCGAUAAUAAAGCAUGCCGUGGAUUGCCCGAAAAGAAAGUCUCUGACCAAAGUGACAAACCAUUCUUCCAAGUGCAACCACUCGUCUUCUUCGAAAAAUCAUCAGCAAAGGUUGGCCUCAAAAGUCUCUCCAAACAAUAGCAAAUCAUCGAAACCAACAAAAUCAAAAACCAAAGAAAGAAUCCAUUUCUUUCCAGCACAAGAAGAAUCAACUUCCCAUAGCAGUUGUAUUCAUGAAGAAGAUUCACUUCGUAGAGUUACUGCUUACAACAGAUGCACCAAAAAGGAUCCACCGCGAUUUGUGUUGUCUGAUGAUGAGGACGAUGUUGUUGUUGAUCAGAAUGAGAAGAAUGAUGAUGAUGUCACUCCGUUGCUCUAUGAAAGAAUCAAAGGGCCAAAACCAACGCCAAGAGUUGCAAAAACCACUUCCUCAUCUACGUUGAAGCGUACAUAUUGGACACAACCUGGGCGAACGGAACAACUUUCGAAACCAAAAGAACAACCUAAAAGCAACAGGAAGCGUCAAAUGAUUACUGGGAUCAACAAAACUCCUCUCUCAUUCAUUGCUAAGAAGAUGAAGCGUUCGCCAGCAGGCCCCUUCUACACGGAUGGAGUGGAAUAUCGCCAACUUCAAGAUAAAAUGAAAGUGAAAAACGCUGAGACUUUGCCAAGCGACGACAACGAAUCUUCCAAAACGUUGGAUUACAGCAAAGAAGAGCUGAUGGGGAUAUUUCCACCAAGGGAAGGAGGAUUGAAAGUAAAAGUGGACAAUAAUAUUCUUGAAGUGAUUGGCAAUUUCGUCGAGGUCAAGCUUGAAGGCAAAGUGCUGUGGAAGGCUUCUAAUGAAGAAAGCAAUAAUUGAGGGAAGGACUUGAUAGGAUAAUAGGUUGUUGAUAUAUC